UACAGCGUUAAACCAAAAUGGGUGAAUGAUUAAAACCAGGUCUGAAAUUUAAUUGGAUUAACUAGCUGUGAUACGUAAAAAGAGACUUUGAAUAGAAAGCAAAAUAAGUUGACGUUUCCUACACAUAUAUAAAAGCUCUGUCUUUCUGCGAAAUUUCUGCUCACCUAAAUCCGCGGAAUCUGAUUUCUUUUCCCGGGGCUUCUCUCUCGCCGGAAAAGCCUUGUAAUUUUGAUUUCAAUUCUUUCGGAUUUUAUUAUUAUUGUCGGAACUGUUGGAAUUCUCGGGAGCUCACGGAAUCAAUGGGGACUCCGGAAUUUCCAGAUCUGGGGAAGCACUGCUCCGUCGAUAUUUGCAAGCAGAUCGAUUUCUUGCCCUUCACCUGCGACCGUUGUCUCCAGGUGUUUUGUUUGGAUCAUCGGAGCUAUAUGAAACAUACUUGUCCAAAAGGGGACAGAGAAGAUGUGACCGUGGUUAUCUGCCCGCUCUGUGCUAAAGGAGUCAGGCUAAACCCAAACGAAGACCCAAAUAUCACAUGGGACAAACAUGUCAACACCGACUGUGACCCAUCAAACUACGAAAAGGCCACAAAGAAGAAGAAAUGUCCUGUUCCAAGAUGCAAGGAGCAGCUUACAUUCUCCAACACCAUCAAGUGCCGUGAUUGCAACAUCGAUCACUGCUUAAAACACCGUUUUGGACCUGACCACACUUGUCCUGGACCCAGAAAACCCGAACCAAGUUUCCCAUUCAUGGGUUUCCUGAGUAGUAGUGGUAGUAGCAGAAAAGAAGCUAAAACAACAAGACCCAAGAAAGCUCCUGCAUCAACUUCAUCUUCUUCUUCUUCUUCUUCUUCUUCAAGAUGGUCUAAUCUUCUUUCUUCAGCAGAAGCUGGAAUUAGCAGACUCGGUAACGACAUUAGCCAUAAGCUUCAUUUUUCGAGCAGCACCAAUGACGGUACCGUGGAGGUGUGUCCACAGUGCGGUGCGAAAUUCUCUUCGGUUGCUACUCUUGUGGAACAUGUAGAGAAUACGCAUGAGAGGAACAAGAAGCAGAAUCAUGGCAAAGCCACGGUCGAUGUUUGCCCUAAAUGUAGCAGAGGAUUCCGUGACCCAGUGGAUCUUGUGAACCAUAUGGAAAGAGAUCACCGAGGUACUUCUAGAGCAUAGUGCCUCACUCACAUUUCUUGUGAGAUACUCCAACAUUUCUUGAAAGACUCAUGUCUACAAAUGUAGACUAAUUUUUUGCAUAUGAAAACUUAGUGUCUCUGGAUUAUCAGUUCUGUUUUCCAUGUACGAAAGUUUCACAUGUUCUUCUUAUAAACGGUUUAUUUUCUUGGGGUCAAACUCUUAACCGUGUAUUGUCUAAUGAAGUCAUCAUUAGCGCGAGUUAUCCGCGGGAAUUUUUACCUAAUUUACGCGGUAAUUAAAAACAGAUUGCCGACCCCACGUGC
Messenger RNA from Thlaspi arvense, 1447 nucleotides. The record is from the annotation of a GenBank genome assembly. Lineage: Eukaryota; Viridiplantae; Streptophyta; Magnoliopsida; Brassicales; Brassicaceae.